Molecule: messenger RNA, 1755 nt
Organism: Microtus oregoni (creeping vole)
Lineage: Eukaryota; Metazoa; Chordata; Mammalia; Rodentia; Cricetidae
Product: zinc finger protein 280C-like
Exons: 14
Coding region: 22-1755 (577 amino acids)
Biological process (GO): regulation of DNA-templated transcription
Molecular function (GO): DNA-binding transcription factor activity, RNA polymerase II-specific; RNA polymerase II cis-regulatory region sequence-specific DNA binding
Source: RefSeq, a predicted model, not a curated record
AGGAAAUUAGAUAAUUCAAAAAUGGCAGAACUUGUUAUGGAAUGUGAAGAAGAAGAGUUGGAACCAUGGCAGCAGAAAGUAGACGAAAUUCAAAAUAAAGACGAUGAUGAUGAUGAGUUGAUCUUUGUUGGAGAGAUAUCAAGUUCCAAACCAGCUAUUUCAAAUAUUUUGAAUAGAUGUAGCCCUGGUUCAUCUUCAAAGGGACUAAAGAAUUACUCACUCAAUCCAGCUAUUUCUAAUAUAUUCAGACCUGCAAAUCGACACUACAAAAAUCCAUUACAUAAUCCAGUGGCUGCUUUGCGUAGAUUUCAUCCUAAAUCCAAAUCUUCAGAGAAUUCUGGUGUUCAGACUGUGUUUAAACCUAGUUUUUCAAAGACUUCAUCACAAGAUGAUCCAGGUGCUUCUAUCUUACAGUUAGACUCAACCAAGGAUAAACCAUCCUACAGCAUACUGAAAAGGAGUACAGAAGGUAUCGAACAAACUUCAUUAGGAUUAAAACAUCCUUCCACUUCCAAAUUAAACAGUGUUAAUCCAAAAAAGCCAAAGACCAAUGAAAGUGUUUCUGAAACAAAUCCUUCCUCUUCAUCAUCUUUAAAUAAGUCUCCUUCCGAGGCUUCUUCCCAGGUUGUACUAUCAAAUGAAAAUACCUCAUCAAUUCAGGCUGAAACUGGAGCGCCUUCAUUAAGAUCUUGUCCAAAGUGCAAGGUUAAGUUCAGUUUUUUGGAUCCUUUGAAAUGCCACAUGAAGCGUUGCUGCCCAGACAUGAUAAAUAACUUUUUGGAGACUGUUAAGUCAGAACAUUCAACGACUGAAAACAAAGCUAACAUUGGCUCGGAUAAAGAAAAAUUGAUCGUGCUAGUUAGUGAUUUUUACUAUGGAAGACAUGAAGGAGCUGUUGAGGAAGAUCUAAAGACUUACACAACUUUUAAAUGCUUCAGUUGCUCGAAAGUUCUUAAAAAUAAUAUUAGGUUAAUGAACCACAUGAAACAUCACUUGGAGCAUGAGAAACAGAACAGUGAAUCCUGGGAAAGCCAUACCACAUGCCAGCACUGCUAUCGGCAGUAUCCCAACCCCUUUCAGCUACAGUGCCACAUUGAAAGUACACACACUCCUCAUGAUUUUUCUACUAUUUGUAAAAUCUGUGAAUUGUCAUUUGAAACAGAGCAUAUGCUUUUACAACAUAUGAAGGACACUCAUAAGCCUGGUGAAAUGCCAUAUAUUUGCCAGGUUUGCCAGUUUAGAUCAUCAAUAUUUUCUGAUGUAGAAACUCACUUUCGAUCAUCCCAUGAGAACACUAAGAACUUGCUGUGUCCAUUUUGUCUCAAAGUUAGUAGAAUGGCAACCCCUUAUAUGAAUCAUUACAUGAAACAUCAGAAUAAAGGAAUUUAUCGUUGCCAAAAAUGCAGACUACAAUUUUUGACCUGCAAGGAGAAAACAGAUCAUAAGUUAGAACAUCGCACAUUUAUAGAGCCUAAAGGACUAGAAGGAUUGCCUCCUGGAACAAAAGUGAGUAUUAAAUAUGUUGUAUCCUACUCUCAUAGUGACCACCCAAGUAAACAGCUUUAUAUUUUUAAGAAGCAUUCAAGAGCUCUCAGGGGCAUAACUCUAGUGUGCCUUAAAUGUGACUUCCUAGCUGAUACUUCUGGCUUAGACCGUAUGGCUAAGCACUUAAAUCAACGUAAAACUCAUACUUGCCAAGUAGUAAUCGAAAAUGUUACAGAAAGAAGCUUAACUUAUGAAUCCACUUCUGAGUAA